AUGGCAAGCCAAGCGAUACCACCCGAACACGCUUCGGCGGCAACAGAGUACUUUCAACAGGCCGUCACAUUUGCUACGGACAACUUCAAAAAGAUCCCAGGAAGCGCCAUCAUUGCAAGAUAUGUCGCCAGUAGCUACCAAAAUGACCCCAUCCGAUCCCUUCUCGAACUCUUCCUCGUCCUGUUUGCAUUGAGAACAGUUCUCCAAAGCAGGACACGUGGUGGUGCCAGUGGGAAGAACUUUGUCAACCUCUCACCUAAAGAGAUCGAUGACCUCGUCGCCGAGUUCAAGCCGGAGCCUCUCUGUGCACCUUUGACACCGGCCGAGUCGCGAGAGCUUGCAUCCAUCCCCACCAUCGUUGGUGGCGCUAGCAGCAGGCCAAAGAUUAGCCUUCCUUCGCACAACUCGGGCAAGCCUACUCAGGUCAUGAACCUGGCAAGCUACAACUUCACCAAUCUUGCAGGUCACGAGGCAGUCAAGGAGAAGGCCAUCGAGACGCUUCGAAACUACGGUGUUGGUAGUUGCUCGCCACCAGGCUUCUACGGUACCAUCGACGUUCACAUGCAGCUUGAGGCCGACAUCGCUCGCUUUCUUGGAACACAGAACUGCAUCAUCUACAGUCAGGGCUUCAGCACCGUCUCUUCCGUCAUCCCUGCCUUCUCGAAACGAGGUGACAUUAUCGUCGCCGACCGUGGUGUCAACUAUGCAAUCCAAAAAGGUAUUCAGAUCUCGCGUUCCACCGUCUACUGGUACGAUCACAACGACAUGGACUCACUUCAGGCAACUCUCGAGCAGGUGAAGCGCGACACGAAGCGCAGGAAUGGUCCUCUUACCCGUCGCUUCAUUGUCACUGAAGGUCUCUUUGAGGGUGAUGGCGCACUUUGCGACCUUCCCAAGAUCCAGGAGCUCAAGAGGAAGCACAAAUUCCGUCUUAUCCUCGACGAGAGCAUCAGUUUCGGUACUUUCGGUGCUACUGGCCGAGGUCUCACCGAGCUGUACAACAUCCCUGCCUCUGAGAUUGAGAUCCUGGUUGGUUCCAUGGCCAACACCCUCGGAUCUGCCGGAGGCUUCUGUGCCGGCUCCGAUGAGGUCGUAUUCCACCAGCGUAUCAACGGUACUUCAUUCGUCUUCUCCGCCGCCUUACCAGCAUUGCUCGCCGUCGCCGCCAGCACAGCGAUUUCGUACAUGGUCUCUCAACCAUCCAUCCUCACUACACUGCACGAGAACGUCAAGGCGCUCCGGUCUAUCUUGGAUCACGUCGAGUCUCUCCGCAUCUCGAGUGAUCCACGCAGCCCUCUCGUCCACAUUCAGAUCCGCAGCAAGACCGACCGACACCCUGAUACCCCCGCUGACAAGUUCGACAAGGGCAAGAACAGGCUCUCUGUCGGUGACGUCAGCUUGACGCUAUCCAACAGCAAUGACGAGAAGCGCAUCGCUGCUGCAGGUCCGCUCCAGCACGACCUUUCCGUCGAUGAGCAGAUGCGUCUCCUUCAGGCUAUCGUGGAUGAUGCGCUUGAGCAUGGCAUCUUUGUUUCUCGUAUGAAGCGUUUGCCGAGCAUCAACCCGAAGGUCUUGGAAACCACGCUCGAGUCAAGGCCCAACAUUCGUGUUGCUGUCAGCGCCGCUUUCACAAAGAAGGAGAUGGAGAAGGCUGCCAGUGUCAUCAAGGCCAGCGCGAUCAAGGUUCUCGGCAAGAGGCGCUGA
Messenger RNA from Ustilago hordei, 1704 nucleotides. RefSeq lists its product as uncharacterized. Gene Ontology annotation, biological process: sphingosine biosynthetic process; ceramide biosynthetic process. Gene Ontology annotation, cellular component: endoplasmic reticulum. The coding region runs from base 1 to 1704 and encodes 567 amino acids. Gene Ontology annotation, molecular function: pyridoxal phosphate binding; serine C-palmitoyltransferase activity. Lineage: Eukaryota; Fungi; Basidiomycota; Ustilaginomycetes; Ustilaginales; Ustilaginaceae. The record is from RefSeq and is a predicted model, not a curated record. The transcript has a single exon.